Protomyces lactucae-debilis is the source of this 1812-nucleotide messenger RNA. RefSeq names its product DDHD domain-containing protein. The record is from RefSeq and is a predicted model, not a curated record. NCBI's taxonomy places the organism in Eukaryota, Fungi, Ascomycota, Taphrinomycetes, Taphrinales, Protomycetaceae. Gene Ontology annotation, cellular component: cytoplasm. The annotation marks the transcript as partial. The transcript is spliced from 3 exons. Gene Ontology annotation, molecular function: metal ion binding; glycerophospholipase activity.
UUUUUCCACAAGUCACCAUUGCAACUCUAUGAUGUGACUGCGCCGAUACCGGUUCAUGCUACAAAGGCUGAGGCGGCUUGGACGCCUUUCAGUCGGGAGGACUCGAGUGCGCUUGAAGGGCUGUUUGAGCGAGUGAAGGGAUCACUUGAUGCUGAAAGCGUGGAAGAAAGUGCAGAGGAGAAGCCUGCGUUCGAUACAGUCCUGGUUGGCUUGGAGCGGUUGCAUCAAGUAUGCCUACAAACAUGGCAGAUGACACCAGUCUAUUGGCAUGCGCGUAAUGCACAGCAAUCUCAGGCAACAGUCACGCGAGGAACUUGGUUCUAUGCUGCAACAUGGCAGCCCCUACCACAUGCGCUUGCUGAUCUCAUCGAAGCAGGCUAUCAUGAUGUUGCGCCUUGGACAGAGACCUAUGCAGCUGAGCUGGACGCUGCGACCUCAUUGGGCGAGGGAGCUACGGCGAAGCUGAAGCAUCCCGUCGAUGGUGCGCGCUAUGUCACGUACCAGAAUGCGCAGCGUGCUUGGCUUGCCAGGAAAAGUGCACUUGUUGAAAUCUGCAGAGGGUACGAUUUUGCAGCAUCACAAACUGAUUCGGCCUCACCACAAGGAGCUGCAUCUGACGCUGCCGACAAGGAUCAAGAAACGGUCAACGACGUUAGUGACCUCAUUCUGGUUAUUCACGGUAUUGGUCAAAAGCUUGCAGAAACUUCCGAGGGAUGGACAUUCACGCAUGCGGUCAACAGGCUACGUGUCAACUUGCACGCUCAGUUAACGACGCCCGUAGUGAAGCAGUACGUACGACCUGGAUUUUGUGUUCAAGUCCUGCCAGUCAAUUGGCGCAUCAAUUUGGACUUGGACGCGCCACCUCCUGCAGAGACGGACGAGAAUGCAUUCUUCACUUUGGAAGACAUCACUAUUGAUGGCAUUCCUGCUGUACGCUCUCUCAUUGGCCAAGUGGUGCUUGAUAUCCCCUACUACAUGUCUCAUCACAAAGCGAGUAUGGUGGAUGCCACAGUCAGAGAGGCAAAUCGUGUCUAUGCACUCUGGAUCAAGCACAAUCCUGGAUUUCUCAAGACCGGUCGUGUCCAUCUUGUUGCGCAUUCGCUAGGCUCUGCCAUCAGCUUUGACAUCCUUUCAAAACAGCCGACUGAUGUUUCCACGGGGCCAUCGCUCAGCACACGCCAAUUUGCCUUCAACACGACCAAUUUGUUUUGUGCAGGCUCGCCGGCAGCCUUCUUCCUGCUGUUGCAUAGGCGCCACCUGAUGCCUCGAAGGCGGCUGCAAGUGGACAAAGCUCAUCAGGACGCGACGGAUCCAAAGAUCACCGGCCAACAAGGCACGUACGGCAGUUUAGCUUGCACAAAUCUCUACAACCUUUUUUACAGCACUGAUCCAAUCUCGUAUCGGAUGACAGCUACAAUCGAUGCAGCACUGGCUCAAGCUCUACCUCCAACGCAUAUCCCGUCCACGAGUGCGCCAUACUUUGCAUCCUUCUUCAAUUCAAGUGAAAAGGUAGAAGCGCCAGCAGUAUCACGACCGAAACUGACACAGUUGCCAACGACUGUCGAGCUGCCACAACACGAUUUUGGCCGUGAACGCAUUGCAGAUGCCAGGCUCGCACUUCUCAAUGAGAAUAAGCAGAUCGACUACCUAUUGCCCGCAUCGGGCGGAUUACUUGAAGGAAGCAGCCAGUACUUGAGCAUGAUGACGGCGCAUCAGGCGUACUGGGAUUCCGCAGAAUUUGCGCGCGUGCUCGUGCUUGAAUGUGGCCGUGAGCCUGGCGCACAGCACACAUUACCAAUGAUGCGCGGCAAG